CUUCACCAAUGCUCUAAGGACCUACCCAGGCAACUCAGGGUUUGUGGCGCAGGGGCCCUUGACAUGACAUAUGUACGUAACAAUGGGCAAGGGAGUUCCCAACCGGGGCCCUCAUUUCCUGCUGGAAGAGCCCCCAAGGGCUGCCGAGCUUGGGAUGUCCCACUUGUACGAGUGCCCCCUGAGGCUGGAGAAGGGCUUUAUCUUGGACGGGGUGGCCGUGAGCAGUGUGGCCCGCGCCUAUGACCGCACGAGGCCCAAGCUGUGGUCUGCGAUUCCGCCCUACAACGCGCAACAGGACUACCACGCGCGUCGGUACUUCCAGAGCCACGUGGUUCCACCCAUCUUGCGCAAGACCGGUCAGGAUCAUGGUGGCACAGGAAGAGACGGCUGGAUAGUAGAUUAUUUCCACAUCUUCGGGCAAGGACAGCGAUACCUUAACAGGAGAAACUGGGCAGGGGCAGGGCACUCCCUCCAGCAGGUGACCGGCCAUGACCACUACAACAGGGAUCUGAAACUCGUCACCGGGUUCAACGGCCGCUUUGGCUACCGCAGGAACACCCCAGCCCUCCGCCAGCGUCUGUCCGUCUUUGGAGAGGUCACGCCAUUCCCCCUCUUCUAA
This is a messenger RNA of Oryctolagus cuniculus (rabbit), 619 nucleotides long. It is a transcript of the gene SPMAP1, whose product is annotated as sperm microtubule associated protein 1. NCBI's taxonomy places the organism in Eukaryota, Metazoa, Chordata, Mammalia, Lagomorpha, Leporidae. The record is from RefSeq and is a predicted model, not a curated record.